AUGGACACUUUACUUACUGCCGAGAUCGCGGCCAACGCGCCCCGGUACCGCCGCAAGAGCUCCACGUUCAUCGACGGUAUCCACGACAUUCCCGAGGACCAGGAUAUGGCCCCGGCCCAGCUCUACAGUACCAUGUCUGGUCGAUUGUUCCACUCGGGACGGAUUGCCAUCGUCAUGGUCGGGCCACCAGCACGCGGCAAGACUCACAUUUGCGUGUCGCUCGCCAGGUACCUGCAAUGGCUCGGCGUCAAGACGCGAAUCUUUCAUCUGGGCGACUACCGCCGCGCCACCAUCGGUCCGGAAGGCUCAGUGCCUGACGACUACUUCUUUCCGAAUGCCUCGCCUUCUUCCGUCAUCCUGCGGCAGAAGAUCUUGAAGAAGUGUCGCGAAGACAUUUAUGCCUGGCUGAAUCACGAGAAUGGCCAAGUCGCUAUCUACGAUGCCGUGAACCCGACCGCGAGCGGUAGACGCUCCCUCGCCAAGGAGCUGGCAAAGCACGAUGUCCAGACUCUUUUCAUCGAGUCGUACGUGGACGAUGAACGUAUUCUUGUCGAGAAUGCGAGAAAUGUCAAGAUUUCAUCUCCAGACUUUGCCGGAAUGGAUCCCGACGAGGCCGCUCAGCUGUACCUCAAGCGCAUAGAGAUGCGCAUCCCGAUGUUUGAGUCGAUGAACGAACCUGAACUCAACUACAUCAAGAUGAUCAAUGCUGGCGCCAAAUUCUUUUACAAUAACGUCAGCUUCAACUACCUGUCUCAUCGCAUCGUCUUUUACCUCACCAACCUGCACAUCAAGUCACGUACCACGUUCUUCGUUCGCGCAGGCACCACCGAGGAGGAGGACUCUUACAAGGCUGAUGCGCCGCUUUCGGAACUGGGACGCCUCUACUCUCAGAAGAUGUCCGAGACGCUCCUGAGGCAUCGCGAGCAGGAGGAAGCUGAGCGAGUCGAGAAGGGCGGCGCCCCGACGCCGCUACGGCAACUUUCCGUCUGGACGUCGACGCGGAUGAGAACCGUCCAAACAUCGGACUAUUUGAAGGACAAAGGGUUCAAGGUCCGUCAACGGUCGCAGAUGAGCCAGAUAAACCCUGGCAUCUGCGAAAAGAUGUCGGAGCGUGUCAUUCGGCAAUUAUAUCCAGAAGAGGUGGAGAAACAUGAGAUGGAUCCCUACCACCACAGAUAUCCCCGCGCAGAGUCUUACCAUGAUCUUGCUGUGCGCCUCGAGCCCAUCAUCCUCGAGCUCGAGCGCGAGCAGAACGACCUCCUUAUCAUCGCCCACGAGUCAGUGCUACGCGUCCUGUAUGCUUACUUGAUGCAUUGUUCCACCAUGGAAAUUCCUACUCUCAAAUUCCCGCGCGACGAAAUCAUUGAAAUCAUCCCCGCGGCAUAUCAGAAUGAGGCGAAGCGCAUCCACAUCCCGGGGCUUGACCCGAGCAUGGUGCCCGAUAUUCCCGAUGACGAGAAGAGCCCGGUGCCUGGUGGCAGCCUCCCGGCGAGCGGGCUCAUUAGCGGGCAUGGAAGCGUGCCCGGCAGCGGCCAGAUGAGUCCCAUCGCUGGCGGGAUGAGCAGCCCUGCGGUCGCUCUGGAGAGGCCUCCGGAGAAGGUGAUCAACACGGCCAAAGACAUGGUGGCGGACAAGGUGGAUGACGAAGAUUAA
Molecule: messenger RNA, 1653 nt
Organism: Purpureocillium lilacinum
Lineage: Eukaryota; Fungi; Ascomycota; Sordariomycetes; Hypocreales; Ophiocordycipitaceae
Biological process (GO): fructose metabolic process; fructose 2,6-bisphosphate metabolic process
Cellular component (GO): cytosol
Molecular function (GO): 6-phosphofructo-2-kinase activity; ATP binding; fructose-2,6-bisphosphate 2-phosphatase activity
Source: RefSeq, a predicted model, not a curated record